This is a messenger RNA of Vitis riparia (riverbank grape), 4057 nucleotides long. Its product is annotated as receptor-like protein EIX2. The transcript has 2 exons. The coding region runs from base 48 to 3893 and encodes 1281 amino acids. Gene Ontology annotation, molecular function: protein binding. The record is from RefSeq and is a predicted model, not a curated record. Lineage: Eukaryota; Viridiplantae; Streptophyta; Magnoliopsida; Vitales; Vitaceae.
AGAAAAAAACAGCAGUUGCAAAGCCUCUCUUCUAUUACUUGCAGACCAUGGCAGGACGGUCCUUUCAACACCUUCUUAGCUUUCUUAUGUUUUUGCUGCUAUGUGCCAAACCUAGCCUGGGGAAUGUUACUGGGUGCAUAGAGAGGGAGAGACAAGCUCUCCUUCACUUCAAACGUCGCCUUGUCGAUGACUAUGGCCUUCUUUCUUCUUGGGGAGAUGAACAUGACAACAGAAAUUGUUGCAACUGGAGAGGAGUCCAGUGUAGUAACCAGUCAGGUCAUGUCAUCAUGCUUCAUCUUCAAGCCCCUUGGUCUGAAAAUACUUGGGAGUACCAGUCUCUAAGAGGUGAGAUAAGUCCUUCACUGCUUGAAUUGGAGCACUUAAUUCAUUUGGAUCUCAGCUGUAAUGAUUUUGAAGGGAGGCAUAUACCUCCAUUCCUUGGUUCCCUCAGCAGAAUGCAGCACCUCAAUCUCUCUCAUGCCAAUUUCACUCAAACUGUUCCCACUCAACUGGGAAAUCUUUCCAACUUGCUUUCCCUUGACCUCGGCGGUGGUUAUUCUGAUUUGAAUUCUGGGAACCUGGAGUGGCUUUCUCGUCUUUCUUCUUUAAGACACCUUGACCUGAGUUCUGUCAACCUUAGUAAAGCCAUCCACUGGUCCCAAGCAAUUAAUAAACUCCUUUCUCUCAUUCACUUGGAUUUACGAGGUUGUGAUCUCCCUCCCAUCCCCCCACUCACCAUUCCGUCUCUUUCCCAUGGGAAUUCCUCUGUCCCUCUUGUUUUCCUUGAUCUCUCUGGGAAUUAUCUCACUUCUUCAAUAUACCCAUGGCUGCUCAACUUUAAUACCACCCUCCUUCAUCUUGAUCUCUCUGAGAAUGAUUUAAACGGUUCGAUUCCGGAAUAUGCUUUUGGGAACAUGAGUUCCCUUGAAUAUCUUGAUCUCUCUGGGAGUUCUCUCACUUCUUCAAUAUACCCACGGCUGCUCAACUUUAAUACCACCCUCCUUCAUCUUGAUCUCUCUUAUAAUGAUUUAAACGGUUCGAUUCCGGAAUAUGCUUUUGGGAACAUGAGUUCCCUUGAAUAUCUUGAUCUCUCUGGGAGUUCUCUCACUUCUUCAAUAUACCCAUGGCUGCUCAACUUUAAUACCACCCUCCUUCAUCUUGAUCUCUCUGAUAAUGAUUUAAACGGUUCGAUUCCGGAAUAUGCUUUUGGGAACAUGAGUUCCCUUGAAUAUCUUGAUCUCUCUGGGAGUUCUCUCACUUCUUCAAUAUACCCAUGGCUGCUCAACUUUAAUACCACCCUCCUUCAUCUUGAUCUCUCUUAUAAUGAUUUAAACGGUUCGAUUCCGGAAUAUGCUUUUGGGAACAUGAGUUCCCUUGAAUAUCUUGAUCUCUCUGGGAGUUCUCUCACUUCUUCAAUAUACCCAUGGCUGCUCAACUUUAAUACCACCCUCCUUCAUCUUGAUCUCUCUGAUAAUGAUUUAAACGGUUCGAUUCCGGAAUAUGCUUUUGGGAACAUGAGUUCCCUUGAAUAUCUUGAUCUCAGCUGGAAUGACCUUGAUGAAAUUCCGGAUACAAUUGGAGACAUGGGUUCACUUGCAUAUCUUGAUCUCUCUGAAAAUCAACUGCGGGGCUCCAUUCCAGAUACAGUUGGGAAGAUGGUUUUACUUUCACAUCUUGAUCUCUCUGGCAAUCAAUUGCGGGGUUCAAUUCCAGACACAGUUGGGAAGAUGGUUUCACUUUCACAUCUUGAUCUCUCUUUCAAUCAACUGCAGGGCUCCAUUCCAGAUACAGUUGGGAAGAUGGUUUUACUUUCACAUCUUGAUCUCUCUCGCAAUCAACUGCAGGGCUCCAUUCCAGAUACAGUUGGGAACAUGGUUUCUCUUGAAAUUCUCUAUCUCUUUCAGAAUCAUCUUCAAGGUGAGAUUCCAAAAUCCUUGAGUAAUUUAUGUAACUUACGAGCAUUAGAGUUGGAGAGAAACAAUCUUUCUGGACAGCUUGCACCAAACUUUGUGGCCUGUGCAAAUGACACAUUAGAGACUCUGUUUUUAUCGGAUAACCAGUUCAGUGGAUCAGUUCCUGCUCUCAUUGGAUUUUCAUCCUUGAGAGAGUUACAUCUUGAUUUUAAUCAACUAAAUGGAACUUUACCUGAAAGUGUUGGACAGCUGGCCAAACUUUAUUCCUUGGAUAUUGCCUCAAAUUCAUUGCAAGGCACUAUCUCUGAAGCCCAUCUCUUUAAUCUAUCCCGGUUGUCCUAUUUAGACUUAUCUUCCAACUCUCUCACUUUCAACAUGAGCUUGGAUUGGGUUCCUCCAUUUCAACUGGAUUCUCUACGAUUAGCCUCCUGCAAAUUGGGACCUCGUUUUCCUAGUUGGCUUCGUACUCAAAACUGGUUGAGUGAGCUUGAUAUCUCCAAUUCUGAAAUUUCAGAUGUCCUCCCAGACUGGUUUUGGGAUGUAACCUCAAGGAUCAUCGAUACCUUGAGUAUUUCCAACAAUCGGAUCAAUGGGACCUUACCGAAUUUAUCAUCAAAAUUUGGUUCUUUUUCUAAAAUAGAUAUGAGCUCAAACUGUUUUGAGGGUUCAAUACCACAACUUCCUUAUGAUGUGCGAUGGUUGGAUCUCUCCAAUAACAAGUUAUCGGGGUCCAUUUCUUUAUUAUGUACAAUUGGUAAGCAGUUACUUCUACUUGACCUCUCAAACAACUCAUUGUCGGGAGGGCUGCCCAAUUGUUGGGCGCAGUGGGAAAGCUUGGUAGUUCUUAAUUUGGAAAAUAACAGAUUUUCUGGGCAAAUUCCAAAUUCAUUUGGCUCCUUGCGAUCAAUUCAAACACUACAUUUGCGCAACAACAAUUUAACCGGAGAAUUGCCUUUGUCUUUUAAGAAUUGUACAAGUUUGAGGUUCAUUGAUUUGGCAAAAAAUAGGUUAUCAGGAAAAAUACCAGAAUGGAUUGGAGGAAGCCUUCCAAAUCUGAUUGUUCUAAACCUAGGAUCUAAUAGAUUCAGUGGAGUUAUAUGUCCAGAGCUAUGCCAAUUGAAAAAUAUUCAAAUAUUAGACCUCUCCAGCAACAAUAUAUUAGGUGUUGUACCGAGAUGUGUUGGUGGUUUCACUGCCAUGACUAAGAAAGGGAGCUUGGUCAUUGCUCAUAAUUAUUCAUUUGCACAACUCAGACAAAGUCCCAUUUCCUUCGUUCAUGACUCUCGGCAUCAAUUUAUUAGGAAUGCCUCUUAUGUUGAUAGGGCAUUGGUCAAAUGGAAAGCAAGAGAAUUUGAUUUUAAAAGUACCCUUGGGCUUGUAAAGAGUAUUGAUCUUUCAAGCAACAAACUAUCGGGGGAAAUUCCAGAAGAAAUAAUUGAUCUUAUAGAAUUAGUUUCAUUAAACUUAUCAAGGAACAAUUUGACUGGACUGAUCCCUGGAAGAAUUGGUCAAUUGAAAUCAUUGGAGGUUCUUGAUUUGUCUCAAAAUCAUCUUUUUGGCGAAAUUCCUGCUAGUCUUGUUGAAAUAAGUGGUCUAAGUGUCUUAGAUCUCUCUGACAACAACUUGUCCGGUAAAAUUCCACAAGGUACUCAACUUCAAAGCUUCGAUAUUGAUUCCUACAAGGGAAAUCCUGUACUCUGUGGAUUGCCUCUUCUGAAAAAGUGUUUUGAAGAUAAAAUAAAGCAAGAUUCUCCCACUCAUAACAUUGAAGACAAAAUUCAGCAAGAUGGAAAUGACAUGUGGUUUUAUGUUAGCGUUGCUCUUGGAUUCAUUGUUGGAUUUUGGGGAGUGUGUGGAACUUUACUACUCAACAACUCAUGGAGAUAUGCCUAUUUCCAAUUCUUGAAUAAAAUAAAAGAUUGGCUCUACGUUAUUAUAGCAAUAAAUAUGGCUAGAUUACAAAGGAGUCUUCAAAGUUAAAUGGACUGCAACUCUUGUUCUUGCCAUAUUAACAUGGUUGAAUGCAAAUCGUUGUCCUUCCUUCUAUGAUUGAUUUUGAGAUGUAAUAGGUUUCUUGUUUUAUUUUGAGGAUUACUUAUGUUCUUUAGAUGCAUAUUUUAUAUUUUAUUCAGAAAUUUGUGUGA